Messenger RNA from Anopheles coluzzii, 3445 nucleotides. RefSeq names its product general transcription factor IIH subunit 1 (gene Tfb1). The transcript has 5 exons. Bases 493 to 2394 code for a protein of 633 amino acids. The record is from RefSeq and is a predicted model, not a curated record. Lineage: Eukaryota; Metazoa; Arthropoda; Insecta; Diptera; Culicidae. Gene Ontology annotation, cellular component: transcription factor TFIIH core complex; transcription factor TFIIH holo complex. Gene Ontology annotation, biological process: transcription by RNA polymerase II; transcription by RNA polymerase I; nucleotide-excision repair.
UAAAUUUACCAUGGAAAGAUUUCCUGAAUACUAGCGCCAGCGGUGUGUGCGAUGUGAUUAUGUGGUGUGUAGCGGCAAUGAAAUUGAAAACGUUCCUGUCGAACGAAAUUGCACAUGGCGGCGGUAGAACAUCAUGGAAUAGGCGCUCCGUAGAAACGCGUCGGAAAACAGGCUGUUCAUUCCAAUUCCAUCCUCCCUAGGAGAAAGACAAUACAUUCACAUACAAACACAUUCGUGGUCGAUAAGCUGGCCAGAAAUUGUUUUCCCUCCCAAAGCUGUACGCCCCGCAGGCAAAUUGAGUUCUAGAUCGGCGAAAAAGGGAGAAGUAUUGUUCCUUUCUUCUUCAUGGUGGUGCAGCAACAUUCACAGCCGCACCGCAGCAGCCUGGUUGACUUGAGCGGUCGUUAAAUUCAGAGCCAACCAACCCGGCGUAUAACUCCCCCGCUGGGGUGGCUUUAAACGUGUAAAGAGAGAAAAGAAGAGAGCAAAACAAUGACCACCACGCGGGAGGACGUGCUGCUGCAGAUGGGGGAGGUGCGGUUCAAGAAGGGCGACGGAACGCUGUACGUGAUGAACGAGCGGAUCGCGUGGAUUGCGGAGCAUCGUGAUACCGUUGCCGUGUCGCAUCGUUUCCAGGAUAUAAAGAUGCAAAAAAUCUCCCCCGAAGGCAAGCCGAAGGUGCAGCUGCAGGUCGUGCUGCACGACGGCAACAGCUCGACGUUCCACUUCGUCAAUCGGCUCGGCCCGCCGGCCCAGAUGGCAGACCGGGACAAGGUGAAGGAGCUGCUGCAGCAGCUGCUGCCCAACUUUCGGCGCAAGAUCGACAAGGAGCUGGAGGAGAAGAACCGCAUCCUCACGGAGAAUCCGUCCCUGCUGCAGCUGUACAAAGAUCUGGUCAUCACGCAGGUUCUGACGAGCGAAGAGUUUUGGGCCCGGCACGCAAAAGACUACAUGAACAAGGAGCAGACGGUGCGGCAGGACAUUGGCGUGUCGGGCGCGUUCCUGGCCGACAUCAAACCGCAGACGGACGGGUGCAACGGGCUGCGGUACAACCUGACCGCGGACAUUAUUGAGUGUAUCUUCAAAACGUACCCGGCCGUGAAGCGGAAACACACCGACAACGUGCCGGCCAAGAUGACGGAGGCGGAGUUUUGGACCAAGUUCUUCCAGUCGCACUACUUCCACCGGGACCGGAUCGUGGCGGGCGGCACCAAAGACAUCUUCACCGAGUGCGGCAAGAUCGACGACCAGCAGCUGCGCCAGUCGGUCCAGGAGAACCUCGGCGAUCCGCUGCUGGACAUACGGGCGUUCGAGGACAACACGCUCGAGGAGGGGUUCUGCAGUUCGGCCACCGCCAAGCAGCAGACGGUGAACAGCGGCAACAUUGUGCACCAGAGCAUGAUCAAGCGCUUCAAUCAGCACUCCUUCUCGGUGCUGAAGACGUGCACGGACGUGAAGACGCUCAACUGUGGCAUCGGCGCGAUACUGAACGCUACGCCCGGGGCCAACGACGGAGGAGGAGGAGCGGCCGCCAAUGGGCAGACGGGGGUGGCGAAUGGGAAGGACAAGCACAACAGCAACAGCCUGCCGGCGGAUGGAGCGAACAACAAUAACAACAACAACAACACGGUGAAUGGGUUCAGCAAGAAGGACAAGCGAUCGCACGAGCUGGCGAACGGUGGGACGAUGAACCACCAGAAUGGAGUGCACGUCGAGCCAACGAUUAAGCGGGCCCGCAUUCAGGCCAAGAUUACCUACGACGAUCUGGAGGGCGAAGAGGACGAGCGGUCGCGCGUGAAGCAGCUGAAUCUGACCAAAAUCGAACGUUACCUGCAUGGGCCGGUACCGGCAGCGGGCGGCAGUGCCGGCGGGCAUGAUGCUUCCCUGUCCGGCCAUCCCAAGCGUGGCGGCGACGGGAGUUUGCAUGACUUCGAGACAACCCACGCGAUGAUACUGGAGGCGGCCAAUGGGACAUGGAGCAACCGGACGCCGCACAAGCUGCUAGUGAGUCCGGCGGCGGCCGUCAGUGCGCUCGGGGACCUGAGUCCGGGCGGUGCGCUCAUGAGAGGAUUCCAGGAACAAAGCCUUGCCCAACUUGUGCCUCCCGAUAUUGAGAAGGAAGUGCGUAAUCUCUACCUUUCGCUGCUGGAGCUGCUGAAAGAGUUUUGGAAAUGUUUUCCCCCGACCACGCCGCAGCUCGAAUCGGAAGCUACCCGCAUGCACGACAUACUGCAGCGCUUCGCAAUGGUCAAGCUGAAGCCCUUUGAGGACCGUGCCAUGAGAGAACUGUUGCCAUUGGGCUCCUCGCUGACGCAGCAUCUGAACCAGCUGCUGCAGUCGGCCAACCGGAAGUACGCGAUCUGGCAGGAGCGGCAGCGCCGUACGCACAGGUAGCACCACUGCUCCACCACAACGCUCCAUUAGCGGUCUCCUCUCCCACCAACGCCCCAAGGGACACAGCUGCUGCUGCUGCUGCUUCUUUCUAUCAUCAUCACAUUUCGAUGGUCCCUGCCGAUGCCGAUGCCAACCAUCACAUACAGAAUUCGAUGGCCAACUUCAUCUCACCCGUAUAUUGUCUGUAGUGUGUGUCCGUCUCCUUCUGUCCAUCCACAUGCCUUUUUGGGGUCUAUUUUCGUUCGACAUUGAUGUGUAGUGAUAUUCCCGCUCUAAGCGCACUAGUAGCUGCGAUUUCCGUUCAAUAAUGUGAGCUCAAAUGUUGGGAUUUGCUGGAGAAAGAACAAACAAUGAAUCGGACAUAAAUCGUAGAAGUUGCAUUAUUUUUGCUGUUCUCCUCAUUUCUCAUCUGCUGCUUUACACGUGGUAGCGCUCCAAAAUAUUGCCUUGAGGCGUGUUUAUUGUCGAUUUUUUAAAUGUGGCCUAUGAACGGCGGAAAUUAAGCAGAGUAGAAGGGUGUGUUCGAAGGAGGCCUUAAGCCUCACAAAAAGGGAUGUGUUAGUAUUACUGAUAAUAAUUGGGGAUGGGUAUAACGGGGCAAUGAGCCAAAUGUGAAGAAAGGCAAAUAUAGGAGAAGGGCAGUGAAAUUUGAAUCGAUUUAAAUGAGCCAAUUUUGUCAUAAAAAAAAGAAAAGAAAACUCAAUUAAUUCUCAAAGAUACAAUGAAAUACAUUCAUAUCAUCUUGGAAAAUUGAUAGCCACCAUCACGCACAUCGGUUUGUAAUUGUUUGAGAAACGCUGCAGAGCGAAACAAUUAGUGGAAAAUUUAAAACAAUACUGUGCCCGAGUUAACAAAGGCUAUGAGGAGGAUGGUGCCGAUGGAACGAGAAACAGCAACUAACGUGUGGGCGGGUAAAGUAAAAUCAAUCCUCAAAACUCAGCCCACUGCGACAAAUCAAAUUAAACGUUUAUAACUGGUGGAUGAAAAUAAUCAAACCUAAAAUCAAAGGGCGAGAGAGAGAGAGAGAGAGAGAGAGAGAGAGAGAGAGAGA